Fusarium odoratissimum NRRL 54006 is the source of this 1771-nucleotide messenger RNA. Its product is annotated as sterol carrier protein 2. NCBI's taxonomy places the organism in Eukaryota, Fungi, Ascomycota, Sordariomycetes, Hypocreales, Nectriaceae. The record is from RefSeq and is a predicted model, not a curated record. The coding region runs from base 207 to 1583 and encodes 458 amino acids. The transcript is spliced from 2 exons. Gene Ontology annotation, molecular function: acyltransferase activity, transferring groups other than amino-acyl groups.
AAGCCGGGGUAAUUCGUCGAUCCUGGGGUUGUUGGGACACUCUAUGGUAGUGAUAUCAUGUUUUAUACAUAAAUGAACCCUUUUGUCUGGCAUCUGAACUUGAUUCAAGCAACUCAUCUUUCUCGGUAUUUCUUAUUAGCAAGCAAUUGCUUUCAAACGGCAUAGAAUACCUCUACCUUGUUCAUAUUCACAUCAAUACAGCCACAAUGCCUGAGAAGAAAAAGUCACCCGUCUACGUCCUUGGCGUGGGCAUGACCAAAUUCAUCAAACCCCGUGGCAAAGUCGACUACACUGAACUCGGUUUCGAAGCCGGCAUCAAAGCUCUUCUCGAUGCCCAAAUCAACUACGAUGAUGUUGACCAAGGCGUUGCAUGCUACUGCUACGGCGACAGCACAUGCGGCCAGCGCGUCUUCUACCAAUUCGGCAUGACCCAAAUUCCCAUCUACAACGUCAACAACAACUGCUCAACAGGCAGCACUGGCCUUAACAUGGCUAGAACCCUCGUUGAGCAUGGCGCUGCUGACUGUGUCAUGGUCGUGGGCUUCGAGAAGAUGGCCGCGGGCAGUUUGCAGAGUAACUUCAAGGAUAGAGAGAAUCCUAUCGGUACUACAGGAAAGAUGAUGGCUGAGACGAGGGGUGUCACGAACGCUCCUGGGGCUGCUCAGAUGUUUGGUAAUGCUGGAAGAGAGUAUAUGGAGAAAUACGGAGCAACGGCUGAGGACUUUGCAGAGAUUGCACGCAUCAACCAUGCUCACUCACCCAAGAACCCCUACUCUCAGUUCCAACAAGUCUACACCAAGGAGCAAGUCCUCCAAUCCCCCAUGAUUCAUGAACCUCUCACCAAACUCCAAUGCUGCCCAACUUCAGACGGCGGCGCAGCAGCCAUUAUUGUAUCGGAAGCUUUCCUCAACGCUCGUCCUCAUCUGCGAGAACAGGCCGUCGAGAUCGCAGGUCAGCACCUCGCAACUGACGCGCCAAGUCUCUUCUCCGAAAGCUCUAUUGAUCUGAUGGGCUAUGAGAUGACGCAGCGUGCUAUGAAGGAAGCUACUCAACAAGCUGGUAUUUCACCUCGUGAUUGUCAGGUUGUGGAGUUGCAUGAUUGUUUCAGUGCAAAUGAGAUGAUCACUAUUGACGCUCUGGGUCUUUGUGACAAGGGUAAAGCACAUGAGCUCGUUCGUGCAGGAGAUAUCACCUACGGAGGAAAAUACGUCAUCAACCCUUCGGGUGGUCUUAUUUCCAAGGGUCAUCCCCUCGGCGCAACAGGUAUCGCACAAUGCGCUGAGUUAGUCUGGCAUCUUCGAGGCUGGGCAAACAACCGUGCUACGCCCAACACACGAUACUGCCUUCAGCACAAUCUCGGCCUUGGAGGUGCAGCGGUGGUUACUGUUUACAAGAGAGCAGAUGGAGGAGUUGCCCAGGCUGUGAACUCGACUAUGGUUGGAAAUAGGAACAAGUUGGGAUAUAAUCCUGCUGUUGAGGCCAAGGGAUUCACGCAGGAGCAGGUUGAUUUGGUGAGGAGUAAGAAGAAUAGGAGUGAGUGGGCGUUGCAGGAUGUUGAGAAGAAGGUCGAGGCGAGGUUUUGAGAAGAGUAAGUGAUGCUGUUGGAAAGAUUACCCAGGUAGUUAAUGUGAUGGAAUAAAUACUUAUCAUGAAUAUACCUACUGCUGUCCCACUCAGUACAAACCUGCACUUGAUACGCCACAGACACAAUUCUUGAGGAUGUAUGUAACAUAUCAACCUAGAACCUCGGGAUUCGGAAGAUGUAGAAUAG